Messenger RNA from Bemisia tabaci, 1826 nucleotides. Its product is annotated as cytochrome P450 6k1. NCBI's taxonomy places the organism in Eukaryota, Metazoa, Arthropoda, Insecta, Hemiptera, Aleyrodidae. Gene Ontology annotation, molecular function: oxidoreductase activity, acting on paired donors, with incorporation or reduction of molecular oxygen; iron ion binding; heme binding. The record is from RefSeq and is a predicted model, not a curated record.
CCCUGCUGUACGCACCCCUUCUGGUGGGAUCCCUGUGCUUGGUGUUCAACUACCUGGUCUACUCGCGGCGCGUGGCCCAGUGGCGCAAGUCGAACAUCCCUUUCCUGAGCCCGAGCUUCCUCAUCGGGCACAAGUACUUCUGGGGCGUCGGGAGCAACUCCGCAACUGUCGUCCCCCUCGAUCGCAUCUACCAGGAGAAUAAAGACAAAGACCUCGUCGCUUUCUUCAUCGCGACCAUGCCAGUCGUUCUGCUUCGGAAACCGGCACUUAUCAAGCAGAUAUUCGCGAGAAACUUCGACGAAGCGUUCAAAACGGGGUUUGCGGUAUCCCACAACGAUGUAAUCACACCCCACAUGUUGAGCCAAUCUCCUGAUAAAAAAGUCUGGAAAACCCACCGAAAUGCACUUUCGCCCAUGUUCGUGACAACAAGGUUUAGCGGUAAGAGAUUCGCCAAGAUCAGGAAUCAGAUCUCUCUUAUGUGGACCCAUGUUGAGGAAGCACGCCUUCAAGGAAAGCCCAUCAACAUCAAAGAGGUGGCAGGGAUGUUUUUCCAGGACAUCAUUUCCAACAGCUUCCUUGCUUUGGAUGACAACUCGUAUGUAAAGGAAGGAGAGUUUCGUAAAUUCCUUAAAAGUUUGGUUGAGCCAGGGUGGGGCAAACUGCUUGGCGUAUUUGCCCAGAUGCACCUCCAAAGAAUACCAACUUUGGAGUCGUUGAAGUUCAUCACUCAGAAGCACAUCGAUUCUAUGAAGAGUUUGCUCCAGAAGCAGAUAAAGCAGAGAAGUCAGACCGGUGACCAAAGAAAUGACCUUAUCGACCUCCUGAUCAGACUCAAAGAACAAGACCAAGAUGGAAAACUGGAUCAAGAAAUGGACAUAACGAAUGAAAUGAUCAGCCUCGGUUUGUCCUUGCUGCUGGGAGGUAAAAGCGUUGCAACGGUCGACAAUAUGGUGAGUUUUACCAUCCACCUUUUGUCCCUCUACCCGGAAUAUCAGGAGCGAAUAAGACAAGAGGUGAAGGAGGCCAUGAAAAGACAUAACGCUGCAGAAUUCACCUACGAGGUUGUUCGCGAUCUUCAUUUCCUCAACCAGUGUUUACACGAAACUUCACGCCUGUACCCAAAUACCUCAGUAAUAACGCGAGUGUGUACGGAGGACUUUACGCCAGUCGGCACCAACUACACUUUCAAGAAAGGCGAGCUACUUAUCGUCGACCCCUACUCCAUCCAUCGGGAUCCCGAAUACUACGAGAACCCGAAUGUGUUCGACCCGGACCGCUUCAACCCGAAAAACAGAGAUAGUAAAUCAGUUGAUGCUUUUCUAAGCUUCGGUAAAGGACCCCGAAAAUGUCCAGGCAGCAACGUCGCUCUCCUGAUAGCGUCGACUUUGAUUGGUUCCCUGUUGCACAAGUACGAAGUGAGACCACACUCCCACACGAAGCAAAUGGAUGCUUACGAUUUCCAUCCUCGGAGUUUCGCCAUCGUCCAUGAAGACGAUGUCCUCAUUAACGUCAUACCUCGAGAGAUUCUCGCUUACUGAUCACUGAUCAGGAAUAGGUGCGGCGCAUCGCCACUGAAUUUUGUGACUUAUUAAACCGAUGGAAAUUAUUGCAAGUUGUUGUCAAUGCAUAUCUGCCAUUCAAGUGUAUCUAAAAUAAUCGAUUCAUUAUGCAAGACCGCUGAAUUUUGAUUGUUUCACGUGCACUUAUAUGCAUGGAACUCAUUAUUACAUACUUGUGAGAUUGCCUUAGCCUAAAAAUGCAGCUAAAAUUAUAAUUAAUCAAAAAUAUUCAUUAUUAUACAUAAAUAAACAAAUAUUUUUACUUAA